CAUAAAGGCCUCUGAGGUAAGAGGGUCUUGUGACCAAACCAAUGUGACCAGAUGGCCCAGCACCCCACAAGCAGUGCAACAAUUCUCUUAGAGUUGUACUAAUGACGGCCAAGGCCACCGAUAAAACAGAAAUAAUGACAGAGCUGCUAGAUCAGUCUGAGAACAAUCUGCUUGAAUGCAAAGUGUGCUUUGAAAAAUAUAACCCACAGAAAAAACAUCGACCAAGGAACUUACCGUGCGGACAUGUUAUGUGCCUGGAGUGUGUCAUGUCUCUAGCUCACCCUCGGAAUUUCAGGCUGGAGUGCCCUUUCUGUCGCCGAGCUUGCAAAUCUUCAGAGACCAGCGACUGCUUGCCACUGUUGCACCUGAUGGAAAUCUUGAGUCCUUCAGCCAAUCAAGCUCCAGUUGCAGGAGGGACAACAGGGAGAAGGGAGGAUGUGGCUGCCCCUGGAUCUCAGGUCUUCACAUUUAAUCUUUCUUUCGGAGGAUGGGGAACGCUGAUCAAUCCCACGGGGAUUGCUGUGUGUCGGAGCUCUAGCUGUUUAGCAGUGGCCCAUGAUGGCAAGAAAAGAAUUAAGUUGUUCAGCUUCCAUGGGAACUGCAUUCAGCAGUUUGGAGAAAGAGGGCAAUCAGGAAAUGAUCUCAGGUACCCAACAGAUGUCGCAGUUACACUGGAUGGCCAUAUCGUUGUCACAGAUAGUGGGGAUCGUUCUGUUAAAGUGUUUGAUUAUAAUGGCAGGAGCAAGAUGGUCAUUGCAGAGUCCUUUUCUUUGCCGUGGGGCCUCGAUACUACGCCACAAAAUGAUAUCAUCAUGACCGAUUCGGAGGCAGGUGCUCUGUAUCGCUUGUCUGCUGACUUCAAAAAGGGAGAGUUAAAGGGAGUGAAAAAGUUGUAUUCCAACCUAUGCCACCCAAGGAAAGUGGCCAUUUCGCAAAUCUCCGGAGCCAUCGCAGUCAUUGAACAUUUGAUGGCAAAAGGGCCGUGCCACGGCAAUACCAGACUGAAAAUCUUCAACGAAGACCUGCAGCUAAUCAGUCAGGUGGACAGCUUUGGCCUGAAUCUCUUCUUUCCUUCCAAAGUCUAUGCCAGUGCUGUGACCUUUAGCAGGGAAGGGCAAGUAAUUGUAACUGAUGCUUAUAACCAAACAGUUUUCUGUCUUGGAAAACCUGAAGAAUUCCCUGUAUGUAAACCUUUGAUAACUCAGGGUCUUUCCUACCCAUUGGCGUUAACUUUCACAUCAGAUAAUUCUCUAGUUGUUUUAGAUGGUGGGGAUCAUUCUUUAAAAAUCUAUACUGUUAGCUAAACAGUAGUCUGGGAGGAACUGAUCUUGCUCAUAAGUUCAAGGAAGAGUAUACAGAAUGCUUAAUUCUCCAACUCUUAGGGACUGGUGGGUUUGAGUCUUCUCUAGGUUAGCUGUACAGUAGUGGAAUGCAGUUCAUAUGAGUUGAAACUAACUUAGUGUUGCAGUUUGAUAUCUACCUACCUGAAUGGACGUCAUGUUAACUUAUUUCUGGACAGAACUGCACUGCAAAACGACCAUCCCUAUUAGAAUUCUUUUGGUAAGAUAUAUGGAGCCAUAUGUGACCUACUUGGAAACUGUAUAUACUAGAUUCUAGAUAGGAUGAGUUUCUCUUGGGUUAUCAAUGGUACAAAGCCAGACUGUUUGAUCCCCUACACCAGAAAGUUAGGGUUUCUUAAAACAAAACAAAACAAAACAAAAGGCAAUGUCUAUGUUAGAAAAUAAUUAUGAUUUGUGUUAGUUCUCCCUGACCUGAUGCCCUCCAGUAAUGUUGAGCCUGCCUAUCCCAAUAUUUCUAGCCAGUGUAGUUGAGGAUUCUGGAAGCUGACAUUUUCACACAUUUGGAAAUUAAGAAAGACUGAUUUAUAACCAAGACUGACUCAGGAAACAUCAGGGAAAAUGGCAUUUGUUAGUUAUCCUGGGAAUAGUUGCCUUCACUAAACGUUCUGCAGUGUCAUCAUGCAAAGUAUUUAAAGCAGAACAAAACAGGGCAAUGGAGUGACAUGUUCACAGCUAGUUGAGACAUGAGGAUGACUCACUUCCAUGCCAUUGUACUAAUUUCUUUCACACACCUUGCAGCUAGUUAAACCAGUGCAAACCUGCAUGUGGAGAACAUAAAGCAUUAAGCAAAGUUUUUAAAAUAAUUCUGUACCAGCUGCAGUAUCUUUCAUAAAAUAGACAAGCUUUAUUUUUGUUUCACAAUAGAUAUCUCUACCAGUUACUAAUUAUUUUUCCAUGUUUAUCUAUAAAAGGGGUACAUAUUCAGUUGAUUAAAUUAACAUAUCUUCCCCAUGAUAAAAUAAGCCAGAAUUUUAUUGUAUUUGUGCAAGAUCGCUGUUUUAAAUCAACCAUAUGAUCUAUGUAAGGGACAAACUACACAU
Messenger RNA from Candoia aspera, 2401 nucleotides. It is a transcript of the gene NHLRC1, whose product is annotated as NHL repeat containing E3 ubiquitin protein ligase 1. The coding region runs from base 102 to 1304 and encodes 400 amino acids. NCBI's taxonomy places the organism in Eukaryota, Metazoa, Chordata, Lepidosauria, Squamata, Candoiidae. The transcript has a single exon. The record is from RefSeq and is a predicted model, not a curated record. Gene Ontology annotation, biological process: protein polyubiquitination; negative regulation of translation; proteasome-mediated ubiquitin-dependent protein catabolic process. Gene Ontology annotation, molecular function: ubiquitin protein ligase activity; protein binding; translation repressor activity. Gene Ontology annotation, cellular component: nucleus.